Messenger RNA from Saccharomyces paradoxus, 285 nucleotides. RefSeq lists its product as uncharacterized. Bases 1 to 285 code for a protein of 94 amino acids. The record is from RefSeq and is a predicted model, not a curated record. The transcript has a single exon. NCBI's taxonomy places the organism in Eukaryota, Fungi, Ascomycota, Saccharomycetes, Saccharomycetales, Saccharomycetaceae.
AUGUCAUUCAUCCCUAUUGUAUGUGGUAUGAAGAGUUUCGACUCUUCAUACGAUUCUGUGCCCGGGCAUCAGAACCUGUACUGCCCGAAUUGUCACAAUUAUAGUGUCGGCCCCAUAAAAAGAAAGGAAUUUUUUACUGUUUGGUUCAUACCGUUGGUUCCUGUUUUCUGGGGCAAACAGCUACACUGUCCCAUCUGCAAUUGGCGACAAGAUUUUAAAAAUGACGAACAGCUAAAUAAAGUCAUUCAAGAACAACAAAACUUACGACAAAAGCAGCCCAACUGA